Molecule: messenger RNA, 1113 nt
Organism: Acytostelium subglobosum LB1
Lineage: Eukaryota; Evosea; Eumycetozoa; Acytosteliales; Acytosteliaceae
Exons: 4
Biological process (GO): N-glycan processing
Cellular component (GO): glucosidase II complex
Source: RefSeq, a predicted model, not a curated record
ACAGUAAUCAAUAGAUAUAAUGGUGAUACAUUUAACUGUUUGAAUGAUGAUAGUAAAGUAAUACCAAUAGGGUUGGUCAAUGAUGACUAUUGCGAUUGUCCAGAUGGCUCUGAUGAACCUGGCACUGCAGCUUGUUCAAAUGGACAACUAUAUUGUCCAAACAAGGGUCACAAGCCACAGAUAGUAUCAUCAAUGCUUGUUAAUGAUGGUGUAUGCGACUGUUGUGAUGGUACUGAUGAGUACUUGAAGAAGAUACAAUGUCCAAACACAUGUAGGGAACAGGGUGCAGAGAUGAGGAGAGCACGUGAGGAUAGACUGUAUACAUAUACCAAGGGCUUGAAGAUAAAGGCAAGGAUGAUUGAUGAGGCCAAGAGUAUACUUCGAACCAAACAACAACAAUUGGAUACACUCAAGAGUGAACUUGAUCCACUUGAUCAACUUAUUGCCAAAUAUCAAAGACAACGCGAACGUCUAAUCAACAAACAAAAGCAAGAGCAAAGGAAACAAGAAGAGCAAGCAAUGGCUGAGAAUGAGAAUGUGGAGGAGCAACAAGAAGCGCAACAUCAACAACAAGAACAACAACAUGGAGAAGUCGUCCAACAAGAAAUUGAAAAGAUCGGAUUGGAUGUGGAUGUUGAGGAACACUCGCUGCCAAGCACAACAUUGUCAGACAUUGAUGACGCAUUGGAUACAGCGCGAAAGGAGUUGACAGAGAAGAAGGAACAGAUAGAGAGCAUUGAGAACAUGUUGAAGCUGGACUUUGGAAAGGACAGUGUGUUCCUACCAUUGCAUGGCAAGUGCUUCGAGUCCAAGACCAAGGACUAUACUUAUACGGUGUGUCCGUACGACAAGGCCACACAAGGCGCGACCAACCUCGGGAAAUGGGAGGGAUGGCGAUCAAACUACACCACCAUGUCAUUCCAGGAUGGUCUUCAGUGUUGGGGUGGACCCAAACGAUCACUACUUGUCCAAGUCGAGUGUGGUGUGGAUAACGAGGCGUGGGACAUCCAAGAGCCAUCCAAGUGUGAGUACACCAUCAGGUUCAAGUCGCCAGCCGCCUGCGAUGACAUCCAGUACGAACAACUACAACAAGAACAAAAGAAGUUGGAACAA